AUGUCUCCUUAUCAAUUAGUUUUUGGAAAAUCAUGUCAUUUUCCUUUUGAGAUGGAGUAUAGGUCUUAUUGGGCGAUAAAGAAGUUGAAUAAAGAUUUCCAAAAGGCCGGGGAGGAAAGGCGUCUGUUUCUCAAUGAGAUGGAUGAAUUUCAAAUGGAAGCCUAUGAUUGCUCAUCUACUUACAAAGAAAGGAUGAAGGCUUACCAUGAUAGGAUGAUUAGUCCACGAGAGCUCACCUUGGGGGAUGUAGUUUUGUUGCACAAUUCGAGACUCUCUCUUUUCCCAGAAAAGAAGUCCAAAUGGACCGGUCCGUACAUGAUCAAGAAAAUCUAUGAUAUUGAGACGGUCGAGUUGCUAGCUCCAGAUGGGAUGUUGUUUCAAGCCAAUUGCCACCGUGUGAAGAAAUACUAUAGUCCGGACAAGGUGGUGGAAGAUGAAGUAGCACUAGAAGAACCACCCAAGGAGUAA
Messenger RNA from Salvia splendens (bonfire salvia), 468 nucleotides. RefSeq lists its product as uncharacterized. The record is from RefSeq and is a predicted model, not a curated record. The transcript has a single exon. NCBI's taxonomy places the organism in Eukaryota, Viridiplantae, Streptophyta, Magnoliopsida, Lamiales, Lamiaceae. Bases 1 to 468 code for a protein of 155 amino acids.